AUCCGGGUGUUUACGGUUCCCGAUUGGCGACCCGUCGCCAUAUAUCUGACGUUGUUUAGCUGAACUAAAAUUUGGGUUAAAACCCAUUUAUUCAUUCAUCCGUUUUCCUCUUUUGGAGAGCGGUUAACGCCUUGUGGGGCGCAACACUUCCCACGCCAAGGAAAAACGACGCUUUUCAAGGGGCGAGGCCCCGCAUUUUGGGCACUCGUUUUUUUGUGUUAGCUGUGUUUUUACUGAGACAUUUGGAUUGUGUCUCUGUUUUUCUCUUGGUUUGUUUGUAGUCAAGAUGUCGCCGUAAUGGGGUCUCCGUGUUUGACAGAAAUGAUUAAGGGCCUUCGUCGCCUGACCCGCAUUCUCAACGACCCGUUGUUCUCCCCGUUUACCCCGUUUAAUGCUAGAGAGCUCGGAGGCUCUCUCUCCGCGGUUCGGCCUCAAUAUGGAGAAAAACCCAAACGCCAACAACAGCAGCAGUACGAAGAUCCCGCCCCGCUCCAGCUCUACAGGCCCGACUCCUGCAGACUCUAAAGCCAAAACAGAUGGUAAGAAUAAUGGUGGCUCAAAGCGCUAUAGUCGCAAGCGUGAGCCCACUUUUGCCAAGGCUGAGAGCUUUCCCGGCCCACGCCGCUCCCAGCCAAUUAAAAGCAAGAAUUUUGACAAGAGACCCCCUCAGAGAGGUGGCAGAGGGGGGCAACAGUAUGGACUCGCUGGUGGUGGGAGAAGAGAAGAGGUAGCAGAGAACCGCCGGGCAGAGUUUAGCCCGGCUCAGUUUGCUGGACCCAAAAAGAUAAGUUUGAACCACCUGCUCAACUUCACGUUUGAGCCACGAGGAGGCCAUUUUGGCUCUGGAGCUGAUGGCCACUAUUGCUGGGGUCGCCGCAACAAGUGGGGUCACAAACACAAGCCCUUCAACAAGGAGCUUUUCCUGCAGGCUAAUUGCCAGUUUGUGGUAAUUGAUUAUCAAGACUAUCAAGCCCACUUCACUGAUCCGGACACUUUGGUGGACUGGGACUGUGUGCAGCAAGUGCGCAUCUACAGUCACGAGGUGCCGUCUUGUCCGAUCUGCCUGUAUCCCCCUGUGGCUGCCCACAUCACGCGCUGCGGCCACAUCUACUGUUGGCCAUGCAUGCUGCACUACCUCUCUCUGAGCGAGAAGAGUUGGUCCAAGUGCCCCAUUUGCUAUGAGGCCGUGCACAGCGCUGAUCUCAAGAGUGUGGUUGCAAUGGAGACGCGUCAGUACGUGACUGGUAACGUCAUCACAAUGCGUCUGAUGCGAAGAGAGAAAGGAUCGCUGGUGGCUCUUCCAAGCUGUCAGUGGGUGAAGGUGGAAGAGCCCAUUCAUUUUGGAGAUGGGCAUUUGUGUGCAUACUCUAAGCUGCUGUUGGCGUCUCAGGAGCAGGUUUUGGGUUUGCUGGCUGAAGAGAGGGUGGCUCUCCAAACCCAGCUCAGCCAAGAGAAAGACGACCCACAGGCCUGUUUCAUACAGAGCGCCCUGCUGCAGCUGCAGGAGCGUGAGGAGCGUCUUUUGAAGGAAGGCUGUAAAAAUGCUGGUUCUGUUGAUUGGGCAGACAUGAGAAAACUGUCUCUAUCUGAGCACUCCUCUCCAGAGGUGACCGUGGUCAAGAACCUCACAAACUCAAAGCCCGUCCUGCAGUAUGCUUCGGCGUUUGAUGAUGAGCUUCAGAAGUCUCAUGAGGAGCCUGUGGAAGAGAUGGCCGCUCCGAGUGCUCCUGAGGUGGCCGAAGAGAUGCCUGAAAGAGCUGUGGAGGACAAACUGCUAGAAGCGACCCCUCAGACAAGUCAGGCCGCUCAUCAUGGCCCAUAUUACUACUUCUAUCAAGCUGAGGAUGGUCAGCAGAUGUUUCUGCACCCAGUGAACGUGCGCUGUCUGCUGAGAGAGUACGGGAGCCUGGAGAACAGCCCUCAGUCUAUCACCGCUACUGUGGUGGAGAUUGAUGGACAGACUGUCACCGAGGAUAUUCGCCGUCGACAUCGUUACCUCUCUCACCUGCCACUCACCUGUGAGUUCAGUCUGUGUGAGCUCAAACUUGAGCCACCCAUUCUCUCAAAAGAGACCAUGGACAGCUUUGCAGAUGACUUGGAGAAACGGAAGCGCCUGAGACAGAAGAAAGCAAGGGAUGAAAAGAGGAGGGAGAAGAGGAUUGAAAUUGAGGAAAACAGGAAACAUGGGAAAUAUCCAGAGGUGCACAUUGGGCUGGAGAACCUCCAGCAUUUUCCUGCCUUUGGAUCUCCGCCUCAGAGCGGCUCACAGGUGCAGCUCCCAGAGUUCCUGCUGGGACCUCCGUCUCCUCUGAGCGGCAGCCCUUCAGCAGAUGAUGUGAUGUUUCCUAAUCUGAGUGAGCACAGUCCGUCUCUGAGCGUAGCCAGUGUGGAAGAGGACUCUCACUGCAUGUCCUUCGCUCAGAUGCUGAAAGAUGGGAAAGCCCGUGUGGAUGCCGGGCCUAAAACAACCCCAAAUAAAGCUGACAUGUUCCUGGCCCCUCCUCAGGCAGACAGUGAUGGAGAGAGUGACGGAUCUGAUCGGGUCCCAGUACCCAGUUUCCAAAACUCCUUCAGUCAGGCCUUUGAACAGGCUUUAUCACAGCUGGACCAGGGAAGUCAAACUCCAGCCAAGGCUUUACCCAUCCCUGAUGAGAAAGGGGGUAAGAAGAAGAAGAAAAAGCAGAAGCUUUUGUUCAGCACCUCUAUGGUUCACACCAAGUAAACGCUGAAGCCCACCCUUCACUCCUGUUUCUGCCUUAUUCCUCCCAUAUGCUUCGGUAUCAUUUGGUCCCUCAAAAGCAGUUUCCCUCCUUUUUCCUUGCCCCUGUUGAAUGAGACCCUCUCCAGAUGUUGACUAACUCGCAGGAAGUGCAGCAGCUCAGUGAUUGUACAAACCAUAGACUCCGUA
This is a messenger RNA of Carassius carassius (crucian carp), 2908 nucleotides long. It is a transcript of the gene rnf10, whose product is annotated as ring finger protein 10. The record is from RefSeq and is a predicted model, not a curated record. Lineage: Eukaryota; Metazoa; Chordata; Actinopteri; Cypriniformes; Cyprinidae. The transcript has 17 exons. Gene Ontology annotation, biological process: positive regulation of myelination; positive regulation of transcription by RNA polymerase II. Gene Ontology annotation, molecular function: metal ion binding; transcription cis-regulatory region binding. The coding region runs from base 392 to 2722 and encodes 776 amino acids.